Messenger RNA from Cylindrotheca closterium, 684 nucleotides. The record is from the annotation of a GenBank genome assembly. NCBI's taxonomy places the organism in Eukaryota, Bacillariophyta, Bacillariophyceae, Bacillariales, Bacillariaceae.
AUGUGCACAGCUCCUCCAUCGGCCGAAGUAAGAAUGAAUCCGUAUCCAAGUUUCGGAUCAAAUCCGUUGUUUUAUUGGGAGGAACUCCGAACAGGCGCUAGACAGAAUUUUUUGGAGAGACCGGAGCCCCACAUUCGACCGAAUGCCCCAAUGGAUGAAGAGAUGUUGGAAGCCGCCAUCCAGUUUGUGGAUGAACUUGUUGAACUUGGAGUGCUGAGACACAUUGACGAGGGCCUCAAAGUCCUCACCAAUGCGCCACUUUUUGUGGUCGGCAAAGACGGACAGCCUGGCGAGUGGAGAGUAAUUGCGGACAUGCUACGCGGCGGCCAGAACGAUUGUGUGGGACAAGAUCCGGUCUUCAUGCCAAGGAUUGCCCACAUUGUCGACCAAAUGUACACUGGCGGAUUCUCUGCAGUUGUGGACUUGUCCAAGUUCUUCUACAACUUUCCAACACACCCAGAAGACCGGCCGUAUCUUGGUCUUCUACACCCAAAAACCGAGGAGCUGUUGACAUACUACGGGCUUGCAAUGGGGGCUGGAAACAGCCCAGCCAUUGCAUGCCGAAUUGGAUUGGCCUUUGUGCGUUUGGUGAAAGAAAAGUUUGAUGUCUUCCAAGGAGAAGCCAAGGCCAACUGCUACUGGACCGGCUUCCGCUCAGAUGGGAAUUCCCACCAUAGCAUUUGA